CCCUCGCCAUGGCGUCGCCUUCCUUCCACGCGGACGACGAUGAGAACCUGCGGGGCUGCGAGCUGUACGUGCAGACCCAUGGCAUCCAGCAGGCGCUGCGGGACUGUGUGGUGCAUCUGUGCCUUGCCAAGCCCGAGCGCCCCAUGCGCUUCCUGCGCGAGCACUUCGAGAGGCUGGAGAAGGAAGAAAACAGACAGACGCUGGCCUGGCAGAAGUCCAGCUCCCAGUCAGACUCGCAUGACGAAGAGGUGUCCCCAGUGCCCCCGAACCCCGUGGUGAAGGCCCGGCGCCGGCGUGGUGGGGUGAGCGCCGAGGUGUACACUGAGGAAGAUGCCGUGUCCUACGUCAGGAAGGUCAUCCCAAAAGACUACAAGACCAUGACUGCGCUGGCCAGGGCCAUCUCUAAGAAUGUGCUCUUCACCCACCUGGAUGACAAUGAGAGAAGCGACAUCUUUGACGCCAUGUUCCCUGUCACCCACAUUGCCGGCGAGACUGUCAUCCAGCAAGGGAACGAAGGUGACAACUUCUACGUUAUUGACCAAGGAGAAGUGGACGUGUACGUGAACGGAGAAUGGGUGACCAACAUCAGUGAGGGUGGCAGCUUCGGGGAGCUGGCGCUCAUCUAUGGCACUCCCAGGGCCGCUACGGUGAGAGCCAAGACGGACCUGAAGCUCUGGGGCAUUGACCGCGAUAGCUACCGGCGCAUCCUCAUGGGCAGCACGCUGAGAAAACGCAAGAUGUAUGAGGAAUUCCUCAGCAAAGUCUCCAUCCUGGAGUCCCUGGAGAAGUGGGAACGCCUCACGGUGGCCGAUGCCCUGGAGCCCGUGCAGUUUGAAGACGGAGAGAAGAUUGUGGUCCAGGGCGAGCCCGGGGACGACUUCUUCAUCAUCACGGAGGGCACGGCCUCCGUCCUGCAGCGCAGGUCUCCCAACGAGGAGUAUGUGGAGGUAGGACGUCUCGGACCCUCGGACUACUUUGGGGAGAUUGCUCUGCUGCUGAACCGGCCACGUGCGGCCACCGUGGUGGCCCGAGGGCCGCUCAAAUGCGUGAAGCUGGACCGGCCACGCUUCGAGCGCGUGCUGGGGCCCUGCUCCGACAUUCUCAAGAGAAACAUCCAGCGCUACAACAGCUUCAUCUCCCUCACGGUCUGAGCCGCGCCUGCUGCCCGCGCUCCCGACGCCCCCGCGCGCGUGGCCGGCAAAGGCCAGCGAGUGAAGCCCGGCCCGCGUCUCUCUGGGGACGGAGGCCAUCUGUGUCCCCUCCCCCCCCCUGCUGCCACCGGAAGGACCCUCCCCGCAGCCCCCGUGACUCCACAUGGACUGUGCCCCAGAACCGUGGGCCUGGGGCUCCCUGCCCCUGAGUGGAUGGCUGCAUGGCAGGCCUCCAGUGGCCUGGGCU
Molecule: messenger RNA, 1398 nt
Organism: Ochotona curzoniae (black-lipped pika)
Lineage: Eukaryota; Metazoa; Chordata; Mammalia; Lagomorpha; Ochotonidae
Gene: PRKAR1B
Product: protein kinase cAMP-dependent type I regulatory subunit beta
Exons: 10
Coding region: 9-1151 (380 amino acids)
Biological process (GO): regulation of protein phosphorylation
Cellular component (GO): cAMP-dependent protein kinase complex
Molecular function (GO): cAMP-dependent protein kinase regulator activity
Source: RefSeq, a predicted model, not a curated record